AUGCUCCAGGUUCACCCUGUUCACCGGAUUACCAUCCCCGAGAUUCGACAGGACCCUUGGUUCCUCAAGGGCCUCCCUCCCUACUUGCAACCACCACCCGAGGAAUUCAUCGCGCCUGGUGUGGAUCCGAAGAAGGUUGAUAACGGCAAGCUUGACCCCGCCAAGCCGGCGCCGGUCCAGCAUAAAAUCCACCGGAUUGCAGUUUCGAAGCUAGAACGAAGUAUGGGUUACGGCCGAGAGGAUAUCGAAGAAGCACUGCGACACCCCGAGCCCAGUGCAAUUAAGGACGCGUUUUCCAUCGUCGUUGAGAAUGAGAUGAUGCAGACCAAUUCUCCCACGGAAGAUAAUUUGUUGGCUCAGAAUGUCCCUCAGCAGAGAGGCGCUGCACCUUCGUCCGCAGAUCGCGCACCUGCUCCUCGAACCCAGGCGACUCCUGCCACUGUCGUUAACAGAAACCAAAGUGUCUCUCGUCGGAAGCCGUCGGAGGAUGCCCAACACACAGAUACCGACGAGGAACCUCGCAUCAGCCAUGUUCGGAUCCUCCCCACUAGCUUACCAUAUGUUCAUGACCAGCUCAUGGAACAACGUGACCGAGAGCAAAGAGCUCGUCACCAAAUGCUUGAGCAACGGCGCCAAGAAGCCGCCCAUCUUGACCAAGAUGGUCAGGGUGCUGCGUACCGGGACAUGUCAGCUGAAGAGCAGGCUGCCACAGCCCGGGCACUGAAGCCCCACUCGCGAAGUGUAGUUGAUCUCGACAAACUACGCUUCGAGCCACCAAUAGGCCAACCCCUCGAAAAACAACCAAAGAGAAGCCGCAAAUGGCAAUUUGGUAUCCGGUCCCGAAACCAGCCUUACGAGGCCAUGCUGUACUUGUACCGGGCAAUCACCGCCCAGGGUGGACUCUGGGACAUCCAGCCGGUCGAAUCAGGCACGAACAUUGGCCCUGAUGCGACUCCUGACCCUGACAAGCCCAAACCUCUUCAAAGCAAAUAUCCCGACCUCCCCUCCAACUACUACAUCCCGAAGGAUCCUUGGUUCAUCCGCGCACGCCUGCUUAAAGAAGGCAUCAAGGCUCCAGGCGCCUCCACCAGCGUCUACAACAGCCGCAGCGACCUAGAAGAACUACGCCGCCGCUUCAACAUCUCAGGCAUUUCCGCCCCAACAGAAGACAAGAGCAAAGACUCCCACGUGUCCUCGGCACCAGACAGCGGCCUCGCAUCAGGAGCCUCCUCAGCCAACCAACAAAGCGGACUCCCGAAUAUUACCUACGGCGUCUGGGUCUUCAUCGACAUACAGCUGUACCAACUCGAAGAAAACAACUACAUGGUCGACUUCAAAUGCGACGGCUACCAGAACGUCAUCCGCGCCAACGGCGACACAGACUGGCACCCCAUCAGCAAGCGUUUCAUGAACAAGGAGAAGGAAUUCACCAGCCCCUACCCAUUCCUGGAUGUAGCGUCUGAUCUCGUGGCCCAGCUGGCUGUGGCGAGUUAG
Messenger RNA from Penicillium antarcticum, 1494 nucleotides. RefSeq lists its product as uncharacterized. The transcript has 2 exons. The record is from RefSeq and is a predicted model, not a curated record. Bases 1 to 1494 code for a protein of 497 amino acids. Lineage: Eukaryota; Fungi; Ascomycota; Eurotiomycetes; Eurotiales; Aspergillaceae. Gene Ontology annotation, molecular function: protein serine/threonine kinase activity.